AUGCAGAAAUUGACCCAUAAAUUGAUGUCAAGAGAAAAAAUUAACUACAGACAUCUGACUGAUGUGCUGGUGGAUUCUGAUGGUAAUGUGAGGUUUACGCCUGGUGAAUGUGAGAACCCACCCGAUGUGAACGCUUUACUCAAAGGUUUUGGUCUACAAGCAUACAAAAACUCGUUGCAACCUCAAGUCAAUGGUGAUGCAAAUUCAUCAUUGGAUUCGAACAUAUCCCUCAAGUCUGCUCUUUCGGACUGCAAACGAUACGCAGAUCGAAUAACUUCAGCGGUAGAGCGAGCGUGCCCACCUCCGCCUCCCGUAAAACGUGUUGAAGAAGAAGUCAAGGUUCCGAAAUGUUGUUGCCUU
Molecule: messenger RNA, 360 nt
Organism: Cylicostephanus goldi
Lineage: Eukaryota; Metazoa; Nematoda; Chromadorea; Rhabditida; Strongylidae
Source: the annotation of a GenBank genome assembly